AUGUCGGAAUCAUCGCCUAUUCUCGAUCGAAAAUUGGAAAUGGAAAUCCAGCUGCUAUCAGAGAAAGCUACGCUUCCAACUCAAGGGUCUGCUUAUGCCGCGGGGAUGGACCUUUACAGCGCCGAAGAUAAAACGAUUCCUGCGCGAGGCAGAGCGCUUAUCGACCUCCGACUGUCCAUCGCUGUCCCUGCUGAACACUAUGGACGGAUCGCGCCCAGAAGCGGACUGGCGUCGAAACACGGUAUUCAGACUGGUGCGGGCGUUAUAGACUCUGAUUAUCGAGGCCCCGUGAUGGUCCUUCUUUUCAACCACUCAGACGUGGAAUUCGAAGUUAAACAUGGUGAUCGUAUUGCGCAACUGAUUCUAGAACGCAUUUCUCUUCCUGCGCUUCGCCAAGUCGAUACUCUCCCCACGACUGUGCGAGGUGCUGGCGGUUUUGGGUCGACGGGCGGUUUCGGUACUGCCGCCAAGAAACACAAGUUGGAUCACGAGGCCGAACCCAUAUCCUAG
This is a messenger RNA of Cryptococcus amylolentus CBS 6039, 510 nucleotides long. RefSeq lists its product as hypothetical. The record is from RefSeq and is a predicted model, not a curated record. The coding region runs from base 1 to 510 and encodes 169 amino acids. Gene Ontology annotation, molecular function: dUTP diphosphatase activity; magnesium ion binding. NCBI's taxonomy places the organism in Eukaryota, Fungi, Basidiomycota, Tremellomycetes, Tremellales, Cryptococcaceae. Gene Ontology annotation, biological process: dUTP catabolic process; dUMP biosynthetic process. The transcript is spliced from 5 exons.